Moneuplotes crassus is the source of this 1258-nucleotide messenger RNA. Lineage: Eukaryota; Ciliophora; Spirotrichea; Euplotida; Euplotidae. The record is from the annotation of a GenBank genome assembly.
AUGGGAAUAUGUAUCUCUAAAACCUGCUGUAUUUGAAAACCUAAAAGAGCUAAAGUCUCCAUUGACCCUGAGUCUAAGGAGAAGGUCUCUGAAACUAAAAAUGUCAUUGCUCAUUCUGCGAAGGAAGUCAGCGUCAAACAAGUUGAAGGAGUUUUCAUGAAUGAAAAUGAAGAAGAAAAAUCUCCGGUUAAAGAAACACAGGAGGGAUCUUUCUGGGAUCUAUCUGGUUUGAACUCUUUUGUCAAUCACAUCACUGUUCUGAAUGAGUCAAAGAUGUGUUUCAGUAUGAACAAGGUUCUGAAGAUAUAUACCAUUGGAGGUGACACUUGCCUGGAAUUUCCACAUCCAAAGCAAGUAAACUAUGCUCUUCCUAUUUCAUUUGAUGAAACAACUAAGUCUUACCAAAAAGUGGCAACCUGUUGUCGAGAUGGCAUUGUAAGAAUCUUUACAAUCCCUGAUACAGACUCUCCUUUUGAAACUGGCUCUGAGAUAACCCUAGAAGGUCAUACUUUAUCAGUCACAUCUUGUGCUGCAGAUAAAGCGUCCAAAAUGCUUGCUACUGGUGGAAGAGACUACCAAACCCUCCUCUGGGAUCUCAAUACUAACAAACAAAUCAGGAGCUCAGAAAUUGAAAGGAAUAUGGUCACUUCAAUGAAGUGGAUCCCAGGCACUGAUACAUUUCUCCAAGCUAGUGAGGACCUGCACCUCCGAAUUUUCGAUACCAGAGAUAACUCAUCAGAAACCUUUGAUCAGCCACUUAAGACUAACAUUGGUGACAGCUUUGCUCAAACCUUAGACAUAACUCAAGAUGGGUAUUACUGAGUCACUGGACAUUCCCCAAACUAUGCAGUAAAACUUUGGGACCUGAGAAUGAUGGAAGCUUCAGCAGAUAUUCUCCCUGUCUUUACUGAUGAAGACUCUGAAUUUGGUGUUGUAGCAACUCAUUUUUGGGAAAACUCUAACAAUAAUUUCAUCAUUUCCUGAUCUAAAGACGGACUUGUCAAGGCCCAUAACUUUGAAGGAGCAAUACAAAGUUCCCAUAAUAUAGAAGAGAAUGAUUGUGAUGGUCAAAAAAUACCUCAAAACAUUGCUUGUAUGGUUCUGCUCCCAGUGACAUCCCAAGAGUACUUCUCUAAACUUCCAAAAUCAAGCCUUCCAAUAAUAACCUGCUCAAGUGCUCAAAAGCUACAACUCUUCGGGCUUUGCCCUAAAGAUCUCAAAUUCACCGUUUAUUCCUAAUAUUCAAAAUCUUUGAAAA